GAGCAAAAUAAACUCUCAGUCUGUCUGCUCUCUUUAUCUCUCUCUCUCUAGAGGGAAAAGGAAUUAACUUAACCAUUAAUUGCUGCUUCUGUUUCAUGAAUAUAGGCCCUUCUGCUGACUCCUUUAGCUCUCUCCCUCUCAAACAAGUCAUGGAAGAAGAAGAUGAAUCCAAUACCAGCACCAAAUGCACUCCCAAAACUAUGAGUUUUAGAGAGAGGGGAGAGAGAGCUUACACCUAUCACCACCACCGCCACCACCACCUGUUGCAGAAUUCAUACAGCUUUGGCUAUGGCUUUGGAUUUGGCUACCAAAAUCAAUACCAAAAUUUCCCUGCUUUGCUCCCUCUGCCUCCAACCAUACCUCUGCAGCUCACAGCUUUCCCUCAAAAUCACACCUUUGGACACAAAUCCAAUCUUCGGAGAGGUCUAUGUAGCCCUGCUCUUGCAACUUCCUCGGAUUACCAUGUUCAAGAUUUCUCUGCAGGUAAAAGAGAAAUCAAAAAUCCAGUUAGCAUGCCUUAUAACAGGAAGGAAAAUGGGAGAAAGAAAUCAGAUUCUAAGGCUAUGUCAUAUGCAAUAGCAAGAAGGCCAGACUCUGGUGGGGUGGAAGGGAGAGUUGUCACUCUUCUUGCUAACCAUUUCCUAGUCAAAUUCAGCCCGUCCCACCGUGUUUUCCAUUACGAUGUUGAGAUAUCUCCGAGUCCCUCAAAGGACAUUGCGCGUAGAAUCAAGAAGAAGCUGGUUGAGGAGCAUCCAAGCCUCUUAUCUGGUGCUCUCCCUGUAUAUGAUGGCCGGAGGACUCUAUACAGCCCUGUUGAGUUCCAAGACGAUAGGCUCGAGUUCUUCAUCAGCCUCCCGGUAUCUAUAGCUAAAACUUCUGUGGAAGAAGUGGUGGACUUGUCACAGAAAAAGCAGGAGCAUAAGAUCUUUCGAGUAAAUAUCAAGCUCGUGUCGAAGUUGGAUGGGAAAGUUCUGAGCAGCUAUUUGGAUAGCAAAGGAGAUGAUGCCACACCUCUCCCUCAGGAGUACAUCCAUGCUCUUGAUGUGGUGCUGAGGGAGGGGCCGACGGAUAAGUGCAUUGCCUCAGGGAGGUCGUUCUACUCUCGUUUGAUGGGAGGGGCGAAGGAGAUCGGGGGAGGAGCCAUUGCAUAUAGAGGGUUCUUUCAGAGCCUGAGGCCAACACAGCAAGGUCUUGCCCUCAAUGUGGAUUUCUCUGUGACAGCUUUCCACGAGAGCAUCGGAGUGAUCCCUUACUUGCAGAAACGGUUCGACUUCAUGCACGACGUCUGCCAAACAAAGGCAAGGUGCUUGACAGGCGAAGAGAGGAAGGAGGUCGAGAGGGCCCUUAAGAAUAUCCGGAUCUUUGUCUGCCAUAGAGAGACGGUGCAGAGAUAUCGAGUCCAUAGCUUAACUGAGGAAGUUACUGAGAAUCUAUGGUUCCCUGAUAGAGAUGGUUCAAGUUUGAGGCUUUUACAUUAUUUCAAAGAUCACUAUGAUUAUGAUGUGCAGUAUAGAAAUCUGCCAUGUUUGCAGAUUAGUAGGAGGAAGCCUUGCUAUCUACCUAUGGAGCUUUGUGUGAUCUGUGAAGGGCAGAAGUUUUUCGGGAAGCUCUCGGAUGAUCAGACCGCGAAGCUCCUCAAAAUGGGCUGCCAACGGCCGUUACAACGCAAGGCUAUCAUCGAUGGAGUCAUGCAUGGGCCAGCCGGACCAACAAGUGGGAGCAUGGCGAACGAGUUCAAGCUGCAUGUGGCUAGAGAGAUGACACAGUUGAAAGGGAGAAUCCUUUACCCUCCGAAGCUCAAGCUCGGACACAGUGGCCAUGUGAGGAAUCUGACCCCAUCGCGCCACGACCGUCAAUGGAACCUCCUAGACAGCCACGUCUUCGAGGGCACGUGCGUGAAGAGGUGGGCGAUCAUAAGCUUUGGCGGCUCGACUGAUCAGAAAUCCGGCAUCCCAAGAUUUAUAAACCAGCUAUGCCAAAGAUGUGAACAGUUGGGAAUUUUCCUAAACAAGAGCACUGUGAUUAGCCCUCUCUUUGAGCCAAUGCAUGUCCUUGCAAAUGCCAAAGUGUUGGAAUCAAAGCUGAGGAAGAUUCACAAGGCUGCCUUCAACAAUCUGCAGCUCCUUAUAUGUGUGAUGGAGAGGAAGCACAAGGGAUACGCCGACUUGAAACGGAUCGCUGAGACGAGCAUCGGUGUAUUGAGCCAGUGCUGCCUCUACUCGAAUCUUGGCAGGCCGAGCUCGCAGUUCCUCGCCAACAUAGCCCUCAAGAUCAAUGCCAAAGUCGGGGGUUGCACGGUCGCGUUGUACAACUCGUUGCCUUGCCAAAUGCCGAGGCUCUUCAAGCACGACGAGCCAGUCAUCUUCAUGGGAGCCGAUGUGACUCACCCCCACCCGUUGGACGACAGCAGCCCCUCCGUUGCUGCGGUCGUGGGAAGCGUGAACUGGCCGGCCGCGAAUAAGUACGCAUCGCGGAUGAGAUCACAAACGCACCGGCAAGAGAUCAUCCAAGAUUUGGCCUCAAUGGUUAAGGAGAUAUUGGAUGACUUCUAUGAAGAGCUCUCCCAACUCCCGAGGCGAAUCGUGUUCUUCCGAGAUGGGGUGAGCGAGACGCAGUUCAACAAGGUGCUCCACGACGAGCUAGAGGCGAUACGGCGUGCCUGCUCGAAGUUCCCGGCCUACGACCCACCGAUCACGUUUUUUGUGGUACAAAAGCGGCACCACACGCGUCUCUUCCCGUGUGAGGGAGCCGAUCCGUCUCAAUCCAACGACGAGAACGUUCAUCCGGGGACGGUCGUGGACACAGUGAUCACGCACCCCCGGGAGUUCGACUUCUACCUCUGCAGCCACUGGGGCGUGAAGGGGACGAGCCGACCGAUACACUACCACGUGUUGUGGGACGAGAGCGGCUUCUCGUCCGAUGAAGCACAGAAAUUGGUUUAUAACCUAUGCUACACCUUUGUGAGGUGCACUAAGCCUAUCUCGUUGGUUCCGCCGGCCUACUAUGCGCACCUUGCAGCGUACAGGGGCCGGCUGUACCUCGAGCGCUCGGAUUCAGGAACUACGAGCUCGACGAGCCCCACCGUGUCGCGGUCGGCCCCGCCGCAGGCAAUGCCCUUGCCUAAACUUAGUGAUAAUAUUAGGAAGCUAAUGUUUUACUGCUGAUUUUGGCGGGAAAAUCGGAAACAAAAUUAGGUCUGAUUUACACCUUAAUGAUGAUGAUGCGUUAUAGUGUCAUUCAUCACAGACCUAUUCUUACUGAUCUUAUACUAUCUUUUCUUCUCAUAGUUUGAUCAGAUUUCAAUUUUCUACUAUGUUGGUGUAAUGUUUGCUAAUACUACAUGAUUAACAGAUUUUGCAAUUCUUGAUUCAAAA
This is a messenger RNA of Salvia hispanica, 3374 nucleotides long. RefSeq names its product Argonaute family protein (gene AGO7). Lineage: Eukaryota; Viridiplantae; Streptophyta; Magnoliopsida; Lamiales; Lamiaceae. The record is from RefSeq and is a predicted model, not a curated record. Gene Ontology annotation, molecular function: protein binding; RNA binding.